Molecule: messenger RNA, 4311 nt
Organism: Myripristis murdjan (pinecone soldierfish)
Lineage: Eukaryota; Metazoa; Chordata; Actinopteri; Holocentriformes; Holocentridae
Gene: osbpl1a
Product: oxysterol binding protein-like 1A
Exons: 30
Coding region: 282-3191 (969 amino acids)
Cellular component (GO): plasma membrane; perinuclear endoplasmic reticulum; cytosol
Molecular function (GO): protein binding; cholesterol binding
Source: RefSeq, a predicted model, not a curated record
UGUGUGUGUGUGUGUGUGAGGCGCGUCUUUGUCCAGCGGCUAACGUCGGGUGUAAGAGCUGAGGCUGGGAUGGAGCUUGGUUGAGAGUCAUGUUGUGUGAAGGGACGAGCGGAGGUUUGUGAUCCGGCGGUGUCAAAAGCAGGAGGAACUGCCUCAGGAGGCUCAGAGAAAUCACAUGCCAACCUCCUCAAGAAGUUGAGCAGCACACUAUGUGAGAGCAGCUCCCCGACUCUCUGACUCCUGACUCUCUGGGUAGGACUCCUGGAGUUUGAUCAGGCUCCAUGGACGAGCUGGAUCCGGAGGAACAGUUCCUGCGUCACGCCAGGAAUGGAGACCUGCCUGGGAUCCAGAGGCUCCUCAUGUCCACCAUAAAGGAGGAGACGCAGAUCAACAUCAACUGCAAAGGUAAGAGUAAGUCUAACCUGGGAUGGACCCCUCUUCACUUGGCCUGUUACUUUGGACACAAAAAUGUAGUGGAGGAAUUGCUUAAGGCAGGGGCGGAGGUAAACUUGCCCAACAACAUGGGAGACACUCCGCUGCACAAAGCUGCCUUCACGGGAAGACAGGAGGUUGUCAUGCUGCUGCUGAGAUUUGGUGCAUGUGCCACUGUCAUCAAUGGGACAGCACAGAUUCCCAAAGAUGUCACGCAAAACGCAGAAAUCAGAAACAUGUUAGAAGCGGCUGAGAGAACAGAGGAGAGGAUAUUAGAAGAACAACUUCUGGAAGCUGCGAGAGAAGGAGACCUGUCCGCUCUGACGCAGCUGCUCAACAGAAAGAAGCCACCUGACAUUAACUGCACUGAUCUGCUCGGUAACACUCCGCUCCACUGUGCAGCCUACCGUGGCCAGAGGCAGUGUGCGCUGAAGCUGCUCAAGAGCGGAGCCAGCCCGCUCAUCAAGAACAAGAAUGACCAGACUGUGUUCGACCUGGCCAACGAUGCCUUGAUGAAGCAGACGCUUGAAGGCAGUGUUCAUCGAGGUCUGACACGCCAUGUCAAGACAUUUGAGGGACUCAUCUGGAAGAGCUCCAGGUUUUUCGGCUGGCGCUCCUACUGGGUCGUCCUUCAGGAUGGAGUUUUGUCCUGGUAUUCUAAACAGUCAGAUGCAGCUGCCAAUAUCAGGAGGCAAGGCUGUAAGUCCCUGACACAGGCUCACUGUUUGAUCAGGGCCAGAGAUAACUGCUUUUUCACCCUGAAGUGCUUUGAUGACAGCGUGCAUCACUUUAAAGUGUCGCCAAAAAAUGACCCAGAGGCAACAAGAAGAGCAUGGCUGGAAGCAUUAGAGGAGCACGCUGCUUACAGCACACACUACUGCUCUCAAGAUCAAGGCAGCGAGGAGGAAGAAGAGGAAGUGAUGUCACUCGGGGAGCUAACAGACUCACUACAGGCAGCUGAGGCCAGCCACAAAAAACUGGAAAUGGAGGUGGCGGCUUUCCUGGCCAUGGUGAAAAGUGAUGGGCUCACAGAAAAGUUUCCGUCCCCCGUAUUGCAGAAGAUGCAGGAGGUGUGUGAGCUGUCACAAGAGACCUGCUCCAAUCUGAGCGUCUGUCUCAGCCUCUUCUCCAAACAGGAAGGGGUGCGCAGCUUGAAAUUGGAGCAGGAGGUAGAGAAGAAUAAGAUCCUUUCUGAAGCACUGCAGACUCUUGCCACAGAGCACCACGAACUUGAGCAAUCCGUCGUCAAGGGAUCUUCACCACACAGCGCUCUCAGCGAGGAUGAGUUCUACGACGCUGUGUCUGAAUCGGACUCGGAGCACUCCCUGAGUGGCUUUGAGACCGUGGCCAGCCAUUCCUUUGAGGAAGACGAGGAGGAGGAAGGCUCUGUCCUGUCGAGCAGCCGCCGCAACUCCCCCACCAGCAUGUUACAAGACGAUCACCAUGGCAACCAGGAGGAGACUCAACCUAACGGGAUCACAAAGCAUAGGAGCAGUUUACCUGCGCCUAUGUUUUCAAGAAAUGACUUCAGCAUUUGGAGCAUCCUGAGGAAGUGCAUUGGGAUGGAACUCUCCAAGAUCACAAUGCCUGUGAUUUUCAAUGAGCCGCUCAGCUUCUUGCAGCGUCUGACAGAGUACAUGGAGCACACGUACCUCAUCCACCAGGCCAUCGCCUCCUCAGACUCCAUUGAAAGGAUGAGGUGUGUAGCUGCGUUUGCUGUGUCCGCUGUGGCAUCCCAGUGGGAGCGGACAGGUAAACCCUUCAACCCGCUGCUGGGAGAAACCUAUGAACUGGUCAGAGAGGACCUGGGCUUCCGGCUGAUAUCGGAGCAGGUGAGCCACCACCCUCCAGUCAGCGCCUUCCACGCCGAGGGCCUGAAGGAUGACUUUGUCUUCCACGGCUCCAUCUACCCCAAACUCAAGUUCUGGGGGAAAAGUGUGGAAGCUGAGCCAAAAGGCAUCAUGACAUUGGAGCUGCCCAAGUAUAAUGAAGCCUACACAUGGACCAACCCUACAUGCUGUGUUCACAAUAUCAUUGUGGGCCAGCUGUGGAUUGAGCAGUAUGGGAAUGUGGAGGUGAUUAACCACAAAACCGGUGAAAGGUGCUGCUUGAAUUUCAAACCAUGCGGCCUCUUUGGUAAAGAACUGCACAAGGUGGAAGGGUAUAUUCUGGACAAAAGCAAAAAGAAGCUCACCGCUCUCUAUGGGAAGUGGACCGAGUGUUUGUACGUGGUAGAUCCUGCUGCAUUUGAAGCUCAUAAGAGAAACGAUAAGAAGGGGACGGAGGAGAAAAAAAGCUCCAAACAGGGUUGUGGCGAGGAGCCGGAGGAAAUCCCCCUGCCAGACGCAGAAACUGUGGAAGUCAUCCCUGGCAGUCAGCUCCUGUGGAGAAUAGCACCUCGACCGGCCAACUCUGCUCAGAUGUACAGCUUUACGUCCUUUGCAAUGCAACUGAACGAGCUGCAUAAGGAGAUGGAGGGAGUCAUUCCUAAAACAGACUGUAGGCUGCGACCAGACAUACGAGCAAUGGAGAACGGUGACAUUGACCUUGCAAGCGAGGAGAAGAAAAGGCUGGAGGAAAAGCAGAGAGCUGCACGCAAAAAUCGCUCUAAAUCUGAUGAGGAGUGGAAGACGAGGAGCCCUGCCCUUGGCCCAAGGUGGUUCCACCAGGGGCAAAACCCCCACCUCAGCUCCCAGGACUGGCUGUUUUCUGGUGGAUACUGGGACAGGAAUUACAGCCAGCUGCCAGACAUUUAUUAAUGGACAUUUGUUGGGUAGUGAAAAUUAGUGCAGUAUGACUUUUACUCUGUUAACUGCUCUGUCAGAAAAGUUGCGUUCAACUUGUUUUUUAACAGAAGAGCUAAUACAAGCAAUAUGCAAAUAGUGUACUUUAACAGUGUGGCCUUAAUCUGUCAUGAUAAUACUGUGCAUACAAAUGGAAAUAACUCUGAUAUUUAAUAGUUACGAUAUACGUAAAGGUGUUUGACAUUGCUUUGAAAUGUAGCAUUUGUAUUUAAGUGUCCGUCUGUUUUGUUGUCCAUAAUCGUGUUGUGACUUUAAACAAUCUGCACAUCUGUGUGUGUGUGUGUGUGUGUGUGUGUGUGUGUGUGUGUGUGUACGUAUAUAUAUAUAUAUAUAUAUAUAUAUAUAUAUACGUACACACACACACACGUAUAUAUAUAUGUAUAUAUACGUACACACACACACACACACACACACAUAUAUGUAGUGAAAUUGCACCUGCAAUGGUCUCAUCCCAUUAUUCACGCUGAAAAUGUUACUGACUGUUAGUACUCCCACUGUUUCUCCAAAAAACAUGAAAACCAUUUCUAACUAUUGAUGAGAUCCUUAGAGGAGUACUAAAAUAUACAUCAGGAUUAAAUAGUAUAUUAGAGUUGUUUUGUGUUCAUGUCUUCAUGUUCUUCUAAAAUAGUGCACACCUGAAAGUACCAGGGAUCUGGAGGAAUGAGUGUUUAACUUGUGGAGGUCUCUCCUUUUAAUGUGAAACCAAACAACUCUCCAAUGUUACUGCUAUAGUUUCUAAAAUUUUAUUUUUUAUUUUUGUUUUGUUUUUUUAAUGUUUUCAUACUUCUAUAAUGCUACUUUGGGAGGAUUUCGACCUCUUGUUACUCCAGUUAUCCUCACAAAACAUCGAUAUUUGCUAAUCAUCUAGUCAGCUACCUCUUUGGUUGUGAUUGAUGUGCAUCACCACAAUGACUCAAAAUCGCAUUCAAAAAUCACAUUUGAACAGACUGAUGACUGUGGUAUGAUCAAAGGAAGUGUAAUGAAUGUUUUUAAAGUAUUUUUUCGCAAGCUUUGAUCCCAUUCCAUCUGUAUUUUCUAUACCAAUGCAACCCUUAUAAACUACUUUACAGAGAAA